Molecule: messenger RNA, 1961 nt
Organism: Aphidius gifuensis
Lineage: Eukaryota; Metazoa; Arthropoda; Insecta; Hymenoptera; Braconidae
Gene: Ugt50B3
Product: UDP-glucosyltransferase 2-like
Exons: 7
Coding region: 393-1961 (522 amino acids)
Molecular function (GO): UDP-glycosyltransferase activity
Source: RefSeq, a predicted model, not a curated record
UUUAAAGAAAAAAAUUAAAAAUUAAAUCGAAAUGUACAAGAUUCUAUGAUAAAUUAUUGCGAUUCAAAGCAUAUUAUAGUUGAACCUGUUUUACGGUUCUUUUUCUAUUGUCCUCAUUUAUUUUUUUGAAAUUAUUAACAUAAAUCUUUUUUUUUUUUUUUACUGGUCUAUAUUGUUAUUAUUAUAAUUAUUAUUAAAAAAUAAAAAAAAACUAUGAGGGAUGGGUUUUGAAUGACAAUAGUGAAUAAAUAAUAAUAAAACAAAAAAGUAAGAAAGAGGUGGAAAUUUGGUUGUCAAGACCUUGCUCUUUGCGGUUUCAACAGUUGUUUCUUUAACUCUCUAGUAAGAGGAUUUAAAAAUAUCGUUUAAAUUAUUUUUGAUACUAUAUAAAUAUGUUUAAUAAAAAAGUGUUAUUAUUAUUUAUUUGUAUAUGUCAUUUGUCAAAUGGUAUUAAUGUAUUAUUGGCAACAAUGGGUGGAACAAAAUCGCAUACAGUACCAUUUGUUGCACUUGGUACUGCACUUCGCGACCGUGGUCAUAAUGUUACACUUUUAAGUGCAUUCACUGGACCUGCAGCUAAUAAUGGACUUCGUGAAUUGGUGCCUUCUAUUCUAGAAGCUUAUGUUGGAAAUUAUACAUCAGAGUGGGAUUUGAUUGGGUCACGUUACCGAAAUGAAUUGCCACUUUCACCAUGGGAUGCCAUGAGAUAUGGAUGGGAAUCAUGUGAAUCAAUUUUACGAGAUGAAACAACAGUUGCAAAUAUACGUAAACCAGUCCCAUUUGAUAAUGAAUCAAUUGAUAAUCAUUGGGAUGUUGCAGUUAUUGAUGGUGCAUUUCCUGAAUGUCUGUUAGGAAUUCUGUACGGUCAAUCAAUUCCAACAGUAAUGUUAAACACGGUCGCUUUAUACAGUGGUUCAUUAUCACGUCAAGGUAAUCCAUCACCAUGGUCAAUUACACCAUAUUUUGGUAAAAGUUUUACUCAAGAUAUGAAUUUUUUGGAGCGUGUUAUUAACGUUGCUUGUCUUGGUGUACUUGAAAUGAUGCACUGGAUUAUGACAACUGGUUAUAUUCAGCCAGUUAUAAGAAAAUAUAUUGGUAAUCAUGUGCCAGAUGUCAGAGAAUUAAUAUCAGAUGUUCCAUUAACAUUACAAAAUACACAUCAUUCAGUAUCUGAAUCUUUUCCAUAUUUAUCAAAUGUUGUUAAUGUUGCUUGUCUUCAUUGUCGUUCACCAAUGCGAUUAAGUCCUGAUUUGGAUUUAUUUUUACGUAAAGGUUUUAUAUUUGUCUCAAUGGGAUCAUCAGUUAGAGCAUCAGGUAUGCCUGAUUCAUUGAGAGAAAUGUUUAUUGGUGCAUUUACAACAUUACCAUAUAAUGUCAUAUGGAAAUGGGAAGGUAGUAAAAUUGAUAAUUUACCAAGUAAUGUUAGAAUAGGUGCUUGGUGGCCACAACAAGAGCUACUUGGACACAGUGAAUUACGAGCAUUCGUAUCUCAUGGUGGAUUACUUUCACUACAUGAAGCUGCAUAUCACGGUGUACCAACACUUGUAUUGCCAGUAUUUUGUGAUCAUGAUGGAAAUGCUGCACAAGCUGAAAAACUUGGUUAUGCACGUGUUAUGAAUUUAGCAACUAUAACAAUCAAUGAAUUACGUGAAGGUAUAUUGAAAAUAUCACAAAAACGUGAUAAUACAUAUAGAGAAGCAGCAAAAUAUCGUAGCAUGCUUAUGAAAGAUCAACCAAUUGAACCAAAAAAAUUAGCGGUGUGGUCAGUUGAACAUGUAGCGAGGUACGGUGGUGAACAUUUGAAAAGUUCCACAAGAUUUAUGGGUGUUUUGCGGUAUUAUUCAAUUGAUGUUUUUAUAUUUUAUAUUGCAAUAUUUAUUUUUUUAUUACAAUCAUUUCGCAUAUUAACGCGAAAAACAUAUUUUAAACAUGUACAAAUAAUGAAAAAAAAAAAAGAUUGA